Messenger RNA from Strongylocentrotus purpuratus (purple sea urchin), 4043 nucleotides. Its product is annotated as extracellular calcium-sensing receptor-like. Bases 807 to 4043 code for a protein of 1078 amino acids. Gene Ontology annotation, molecular function: G protein-coupled receptor activity. The transcript has 4 exons. The record is from RefSeq and is a predicted model, not a curated record. NCBI's taxonomy places the organism in Eukaryota, Metazoa, Echinodermata, Echinoidea, Camarodonta, Strongylocentrotidae. Gene Ontology annotation, biological process: G protein-coupled receptor signaling pathway. Gene Ontology annotation, cellular component: membrane.
AUAUAGAAAGCAUUUGAAAAAUUAUGAUCACUCUUCCGGCAUCUGCAUAGGAAGUAUAUCGUUGCCAUGGAAACGGAUAUAUUUUUUAUCAGAGUGCAUGUGGACCUGUGUUGAUUCAUAAAACGGUUGUAACCCGGCGACGUCUUUUUUUCUUGUUAAUAAAUGGUGGAAUUAUAUUUUUUAUCGCUUGAUUCGCUUUGUUCUCAUCCUGCCAUCCUUAAUUUAAUCAAACUGAUGAUGUUUCAUUGCUAUUCGCUCUUCACUGUACUCGUGCAAAGUGUGACAGACGACCGUUUUGUGCCAAUUGGAUAUGUGAAAUAUGGCGAAAAUCAGCUUUUUGAGAUCCUCCGUUUCUACCCAACUUCACUUCGAGCCUUCUUGUUUUUGUUUUGUUUUGUUUUGUUUUUGCAACACGACUCCAAUAUAAGAGACAGUGCGAUACGCCUCAUCUCAGAAAUUGAAAUCCAGGGAUGAUGCGAAUUAAAUGCUGUGCCACUGAACGUGAUGCAUACACCUAAUGAACAAUAUCUUUCGUCCGAUAGCAUUUAAUGCACUACUAGUUCAAGAUAAUGGCACAAUGCCUUACUCAGCUUGCAGUUAUUUAAUAAAUUCUUCAUCUGCCGAAGACUUAUAUAGACGGAUUAAGACAGAGUCAUCGUUUUAAGAUGUCAACUCUUGAAUGAAGAUCAUUUUGGUGGGUGUGAAAAGUGUGAUUCAACGAUCACAGAUACUCGUGGACACUUUGAAAAGAAGUUCUUUUGUUAAUCGUCGUUUCUUUUCUCGCAAAGAACAAACUAUCAAGCGAAAUGUCUCGCUUGUGGACACUUGUGUUUUAUUCUCUUCUAUCUGUGGUGAAUGCUCUCUUGGACACGAAAGGAGAUUUGGGUUUAUCGUGUUAUUUGGAUACUUUCGAAUUCUGUUUUACAUCAGAGGAGGGGAACUUUACGAUGCCAGAUGGAGAUAUAAACAUAGUCGCCAUUCUCUCCGGUGAUGGAAAAUCUCAGGAAAAGUGCAUCGAAAAUGUUGUACAUUCUGCCAUCAAUAUUGAAUACGCGAUCGGAGAAGCAAUCAUACUUUAUCCUUCGCAAUCCAACGCAUCAAUAACAGAUUACGCCAUCAUCCAUACGUGUUUGUGUACAAACGACUCAUCACUUCGAGCAGACGACAUUCGCGUUCUUCUGCGAAACAUACAAAAUCCCUUCGUCAUUCUUGGCGCCAAUUUUUUUCCACCACUCUUUACACAUGCAUUAUUGGAGAUAGCAGAGAACCUGGAUAUCCCCUUUUAUAGCCUAUCUUCAUCGCAUUACGUAACCGAUUUCCAAUAUAAAACUCGGCAUUCUAUCGUUAAUUAUUCGGCGCCAUCGCACGAAGCCCUUAUUGAAACGGUUCUCGAAGUUAUUGACCAUUUCGGAUGGUCAUGGGUUAGUUUUCUAACUAUGGAUGACGAGAUGGGACGAAUUUUUAUGAGAACCGCGGAAAUGAGAUUGGAAACAAAAGACAACGUGUGUAUCGAUAUCAAGAUUCCCGUCAAGAAAAGUUUGACUGGGGACUACUUUUUGGAUGAAAGACUCCGAAUUCAGGCUAAAAUACAAAAUUCGACUGCUAAGGUUUUCGUCGCGUUUGUUGCAGAAUCAAAUUCUAUCGGAAUACUGGAUGAGAUAAAAACCAUGUUUCCAGAUCGGGUAUGGAUCUUGGCCAGUUUGGACCAUGGACAUCAAAACAUCGCAGGAGAUGGCUGGACACUCCAUAUCUCACCGACAUUGUACUCGCUACGGGGAAGCCUCGAUGAUUUCCUGAUCGACUGGUGUUCGAGGAGAUCGAACUGCUCCUCUCGUGGUCAUCCAUGGUUUCAUCGUCGUGCUGGUACGAUCUGCCAAGGGGUCGAGAACGGGACAGUGGAGUUUUCGCAGGAAGUAGAACGCGUCGACAUGUACAUGGCAGUCCGGAUGAUAGAAAACCACGCUACCUGCGCGUCUUCUAAUACCCCGAACUCGUCGUGCUCGUCGACAUCGAGGUUCGACCACGUUAUGACGCGGGAGGUCCUCCCAUCAACAAACGAGAGCCAUUCAAUGAACAGGUUUGGUGGUGAGCUUGGAAUGAACGGGAGGAUGAGUGAGUUGCCAUGGGGAUAUGACAUCAGGGCGGGGCGGAUCGCAUCAUCUGGGAACGAGACAAAUACCAGUGGAGGAGGGAGUGUGCUCAUAGGGCGAUAUAUGGAGAAUGGUCUUUCUUCGGAAAUGGUUCUUGUCGACGAUGAUCUCGUGAUCUGGCCAUUGGGCAAGGAAAAGAUUCCAGAAAGCCAUUGCUCUGUGACCUGCCCAUCCUCCCACUCCCGCUUCUCGUUGCCAGGGCAACCGUCCUGCUGCUUCCUCUGUUUGUACUGCGAGGGAAACCUCAACUUCACUUCUGAUGGUUCCAUGCGAUGUGAGAAAUGCCCUCAAGGUUACUGGUUCAACGUCACUUUAGGGUCCUGCGAGCCUCGGUACCUGGACUUCCUCCGAUGGGACUCCAUUCCGGCCUUGGUCUACAUCGUCGUCUGUUCCUUCAGCAUCCUCGUGAACCUCAUCGUUCUGGGCGUCAUCGCCUACCACCACGCCUCGCCCAUCGUCAAGGCAGCGAACAGCGAGUUGAGUCUCCUUCUCCUCGUGUGCACCACCGUGGCCUUAGUUGCCCCGAUCCUCCACAUCGGGAUCCCCACGGUCCAGCAGUGCAUGGUCCACGUGGGUCUCCAGGGACCCAUGAUCACGAUGAUCGCGUCCAUCUACCUGGUCAAGACCAAAGGGGUGUUGUCCAUCUUCGAGGCCAAACUGCCGGACCUGAUGCACAGCAACCUGUUCUUGCAGCGCCAUCUUCAGUUUCUAGCCGUUCUCGUUCUUGUGCUGAUCGAGGCUGUGGCUGUGGCGGUUUAUCUCCUGUUUGCGCCACCGGGUGUGUCGUACAUUGAUAGCCAUGUCCCGCAUAUAACGUACGUCGAGUGCAACUACGGACUUUUGGCUCUACCGGUCCAAUGGCUUUACAACUGGGUGAUCGUUGUCCUUGCCUUCGUGCUCGCGUAUAGAGCCCGUCAUCUUCCGGAAAACUUUGGAGAAGCCCGUCUGAUCGCGAAGAGUAUGGGGUUCAGCCUCCUGAUGUGGUUCCUCAGCUUCAUGUGCUUCCUCCUCUCCAGCGGCAGCAUGAAGGCUCUCUUCCAGAACGCUAUCCUGGUGGCAAGCCCCUGGAUCUUCAUGGGGUUCCUCUAUUUCCCAAAGUGCUACAUCAUCCUGAGACAGCCUCACCGCAACACGGCGCAGGAACUACGCAGAAUGACCCUGGCUCACGUCCAGAAGAGGGCUGAACAAGUUUGCGACUCUUCGGCCUCUCGAAGAUUCGGUUCCCAGGACGAGCAAAAACAAACACCUUCAGAAACAUCCUACAAAGAGAAGCGAGACGGUCAAAAGAAGUCCUCAGUGAACCGUGGGUCGAGUGUUAAAGAUGGAAGAAUUGUACUACAAAUAGAUGCGCCAGAGGUUUCUAGACAGUUGACUGACGAAACUGCGAUUUCGGGUAGUGGAAGUGUUUCACCUUCUAGCGAUCGGUCAUCUAGGGACAGCUUCGUCCGCGAUCCCGUCAUCUCUUCGCUCAAUUACGCAUCGGCGAAACCUCCUGAUGAGCUCGAAAACUAUAUCCAUGGUAAUGGUUGUUCCACACCGUACCCGGGUAACGCUAACAAUUCAAAUUCCUACCCUUCUCAUGAUGCGAACGAUGAUGAGGCACACCGGACAUUUGCAGAUGAUGCUGAGAAUCCGGAGAUGUCCUUGCGGCUUGGUGUGGCCGAAUCGUCAGCGUCUCACCCGACGAGCUGCACAGCUGAAGGCCCUGAUCAACCUGUAGUCUCCACGCCAAGUGAAACGCCGCAGGAGAAUGAUAGGGAAACCGACAAUUGUUCUGUGGAUACACCUUCAUCUCACGGACAUUCAGAUACGAAUGACAUAGUGACUGAAGAUAGACGCAUAUCCAAAAAAGAAAGAUGUGGCAAAGUGGACAUUGGCCGAAUCGAGAGAUGA